AUGCUCAUGGAAAUUAGAGAUACGCACAUGGCAUCGCGUGAGUUUGGGCUGCUUAAAAAUGCCCUUUUUUAUGGCGUACGAAGUGUUGAACCCCAAAACCGGGUAAAUACUGUGGAGAGUAUAAAGGCAACGUUUAUCGAUUGGGCCAAGAACUUGCAGGAUGGCGAGAACCGGAAAACAUUAGAAUUACAUCUUUUGAUCAUCUUGCGUAUGUCCAUCAAUUGUCCUUACGCGAACGUUCGGCACAAUUUCAAAGAACUUUUGAGAGAUUUGGAGAGUCAGAAUGUAUCCAUACCAUCGCCAAUUUAUCCAUACCCUUCAUUCUACAUACCACCCGAGGAAACUUUCGAAUGGCCUGACGACAGUGAAUCAUCCGAACCGAUUGGCAUUGUACCUGAUGUGGAUGUUCAAAAUUUAAUGAUUGAGAAUUUUAUCGACAUCGGUAGACUCAGCAACCAUUUUCGCGUGUUGUUUUAUUUUCCGGCAUUUGCAAAGUCAUAUAUGAAUUCGUACAAGGGACUGGUGAGAUUCCAUGAGGGUGCCCUCUCAAUACCCGAAACUUAUUACUUCGGGAUUAUGGCUGCCUCUCAGCACAAAUGUCAAUAUCUGGUUUCGCACCUAACAAACGAAUACUUAAUCGCCGGCGGUAAUCCGAGUUGGCUUGACGGUUUGAAUUUCGCGCCGCCCAAAAUCAAAAAAAUUGCAAAAAUCAAUAGUAUUUUGGCCCAUCAACCAUGGUGUUUGGAAGCGGAACACAUUCAUGAGCUUUGCAGGGGUGAUGAAUCGUGGCAGAUUCAACAGGUUAUACACAUUAUCAUUAUAAUCUGCAUCUUUCAUAGUUCAAGUAGUUACCUGCUAGGCUGCGGUAUUGUUCCAGAGUAUGAUUCCGUGGGUGGAUACAGAAGGCCUUCGGUGUGGACCCUCCCCUCUCUCGAUCCUGAGAAUGCGACGAAUGCCAACGGUUCUGACUCUCCGGGUGAUCCUGGAGACGACAUCCUGGUGGAUGAAGAAAACAAAAAUGAAUUAGAAACCGAAGAAAUUCCAGACGAAGAAAUCCCGGGUGAUCCUGGAGACAACGAAAAUCACGACAUCCCGGUGGAUGAAGAAAACAACAAUAAAUUAGAAACUGAAGAAAUUCCAGGCGAAGAAAUCCCAUUUGACGUGCUCAUCAAUGAUUUUUCGCAUUAUCUGGAUCCCGCGGUAGAGGUUUCAUCUUCCAAGUUCGUGUUGAAAAAGAACGAACAUAGACAUGGCUAUAAAUAUCACAGGUCCCAAGACUUUAGUUGGUGGGAACACGGAGUCUCUUUGAUCAAUUUUCAUUUCAAUGAUAAUUUGAAUCUUGGUAAUAUUUUGAAUGAAGAGUUUAGGGAAAUUCGGAAAAUGACCGAAGACGAAUACGAACACGGAUUGGUUAAUGAGGCCAUUCGGUAUUACGUUCUUCGAUUAUAUGGAAUACAAAAAGACGAUUUUAUUUAUCACAAAAUAAGUGAACACCUCGAUAAUGAAACCCGAGUUUUUAUAAAAAAGGUAUGCUGCAAACCUGAAGACAUCACACUCGGGGAUUGGAAUAGUAUGAGAUCUCAAAGGAACGCCAAAGAAGUGUGCUCCAUUAUUCUUAUUUCUUCCGAAACACGUAAGCUAGCCGCGUUAGUGUACGGAUUACGGAGCGUAAAUAAUUGGAUACGCAUGAAUUAG
This is a messenger RNA of Acaulospora morrowiae, 1695 nucleotides long. The record is from the annotation of a GenBank genome assembly. NCBI's taxonomy places the organism in Eukaryota, Fungi, Glomeromycota, Glomeromycetes, Diversisporales, Acaulosporaceae.